Molecule: messenger RNA, 1486 nt
Organism: Chaetomium strumarium
Lineage: Eukaryota; Fungi; Ascomycota; Sordariomycetes; Sordariales; Chaetomiaceae
Product: RNA polymerase II transcription elongation factor-domain-containing protein
Exons: 3
Coding region: 186-1340 (384 amino acids)
Source: RefSeq, a predicted model, not a curated record
GCCGCAGUUCCGAAGAUCCGGGAAAAGGAUUAUGUAAUGCAAGCCUCCGGGCUGCCGUGAAACGAAAGACCCCUACCUAUCUUCAGCUGUCUGCGUACCUAGACUUGCCCUGACCUUUCCCGUCUUUCCAACAACAGCUUCCACACUCAAAUCCUCAUGAUACAUCUCUAGCGACAUUCUUCGUGAUGGCUACACCUGGAAUCAUAGACCCGACAAAGGCGGGCCAAUAUCCUGUAAUUCUCAGCGACGCCUUACUGGGCAAGGCCUCCAACGAGACGUACACUGGUAUAAGAUACAACCACCGACCGACGCUCUCGUCAGAUAGCGCGCCGAGCACAGCACGCCUAAAGAGAUCCGCCAAGGAUGAAUCGUACAAUCUCGGCUUUGACGACCAAGGCGACAAGUACCAAUACAACGGCGUCCGUACUCACGACGAUGGCAACUACGUGCUUAUAUUCGAUCCCACCCGCAAGGCGUUUGUCCUCCAUCGGGUUGACUCCACGUUCCACAUGAACAUCACGCGCACGCCGACGGAGAGCAAUGCCGCGAAUCUACGCAAACAAUUCCCGCAUCUCGAAAUCACGAGCAGCAUCCCAGCCAAGAAGCCGAGGGUGAAGGCCACGGAGAAGGCCAACACCACGAAUACCACGAAUUCCACGAAUUCCACGCCCUCAAAAGCCAAGGACGGUGCCAGCAGCAAGCCCGACAAAAAGGCCGUGGCAUUGACGCUCCCCACGCUCAGCGGAACCCCGGCCAGCUCCGGCUCGCCCUCAUCACAACAACUGGAAAAGAAGUCGGAACCGCCCGCGGCACAGUCGGACCAGGAAAAGAAGCCGAAGCGCCGCGCGCUGUCGCCUGUCGAAUCGGAAGAAGAAGACGAGGACGACGGCGACGACGUCCUAACCUUGGAAAUCCCACAGGGUAACCCGGAUGCCUUCCGUGGGUCCAACUUCUCUGGCACCAUGCCGGUGUCCCUGACGAGACGCUUCUCCGAGUUUGCCCGAGACAUGGAACGAGAAACAGACGAGGACGACGACACCAGGAUGGAAGAGGAGCUGGAAGCAGGGUAUGAGGAGGAGGAUGAAGACGAAGGGGAGGAUGAAGAACCACCCCGUCAGCCGCCCGUUCAGGGUAGCCACACCAAGACGGAGAACUUGGUCGCGGUCGAACCCGAAGUCUACACGUUUGACGACGGAGAUGACGACUCGAAUGCGGAUGCGGGCGGGAAUGAUGCCUUGGAUCAGGAUUUUGGAGACCUUGAGGCAGAGCUGGAAAGAGAGUUGGAGAUGGUGCAGAAUGAGGGCCAUGAGAGUGAUAGCUCCGUGAGCGAAGAGGACUGACGUGGUUUUUGUGCGAAAACCGAUUCAUUGCUCUGGGAACCUUGCUUUGAGAUGGUCUAUCGGGUGUUUCACAGUUUUUCAGGAUACAAGCGGGAAUCCGGCGUCAGGACGACACAGGCCAGUGUCAUGGGUUGCAGUUCAUUCAC